ACAUCAGUGAAGAAAGGAUGCUCUUGUGAUUUAAGACACUGGAUUGGAUUUAGCAGAUCUGGAUUCAAUUCCUUGCUCUGCCACAGACUUCCUAGGAUCUUGAAGUUGUACAGCAGGUGACUGAAUCAAAUAAACAAUAAAGCUAGAGCACAUGAAAAUUUUGGUCCUGCUGUUCAUGCAUGUAAGAAAGAAUGGUGGAAGAUCUAAAAGACUCUGGAAGUCAGAGAAUAUGGACAGAAACACCCAUCAAGAGAGAGAACCGAUUUAUUGAUGCAGUGCUGAGCUACCUCAUGGGUCCAAGGUUUCUGGUUUAUGCAAGCUGUGCACUUUCUAUAUGGUUUUGUCUCGUCUGUUUUUCAGGGAGAUCGAAUGUGGCACUUUGCCAUGUCUGUAUUCCUGAUAGAAUUGUAUGGACAUAAUCUCCUUCUAACAGCUGUUUUUGGGUUAGUGGUGGCUGGCUCAGUACUAGUGUUUGGGGCCUUAAUUGGAGAUUGGAUUGAUAGAAAACCAAGAAAUAAAGUUGCUCAUGCAUCGCUGUUCAUUCAGAACUCCUCUGUCACUGCCUGCUGCGUAGUACUGAUGUUGGUGUUCUCUUACAAAACCGAGAUUGAGCAAAUGUGGCACGGCUGGUUUACUGUGUUCUGUUAUGCAGUGGUAAUCAUUUUAGCUGAUCUGGCAAACCUGGCAAGCACAGCGCUGACGAUAACCAUUCAGAAAGACUGGAUUGUGGUCAUCACAGGUGAUAACAGAGGCCAGCUGGCUGGAAUGAAUGCAGCUAUAAGAAGAAUGGAUCAAGUCAUAAAUAUCUUCGCUCCUCUGUCCGUGGGGCAGGUUAUGACCUGGGCCUCUAAUGUCAUUGGCUGUGGAUUUAUUCUUGGAUGGAACUUGAUCUCUCUUCUGGUAGAAUUUAUAUUCCUAUCCAGGGUGUACCAACUAGUGCCUCCUUUGGCUGUAAAAUCUCAACAGAAUGCAGGAGAAUAUGUUAUAGAAAGACAAGUGGAACUUACAAAUGUGCCAGAUCAAGAUGGCUACCUAGCUCAAGGCUGUGAAAAAUUUCGUGCCCUGACUGCAGAAUCGGGGUCCACUCUUCCCAAGAAAGCAGGAAUUCUUCUUGCAGCUUACUGCACGGUGGAGCAGUUGCCACCAGAACCAUUAAAACCUUCUGACUGGUAUUUUACAGGGGAUCUUCCCAUUUGCUCAGCUGUUGUUGAAUUCAUCAACAAACCUGGGAUUCCAGAGGCACCGACAGAGCAGAAAUCCAGUCCUGAAAUGCAACGCAAGUCAGUCACAAAACUGCCUCUUUGCUUCAGAAAAAUGCACAGGAUGCUGUGUACGUGCAGAGAUGGCUGGAAAGCAUAUUACAGGCAGUCUGUCUUUUUAGCAGGCUUGGGUUUAGCCUUCUUGUACACCACAGUGCUUGGCUUUGACUGUAUCACUACAGGGUACGCCUACACGCAGGGGAUCAGUGGCUCUCUUCUCAGCAUACUCAUGGCUCUUUCUGCCUUCUCAGGACUAAUGGGCACAAUUUUGUUUACUAAGCUAAGGAAGCAUUAUGGCUUGGCUGUCACAGGAGUCAUAUCCAGCCUCCUCCAUGUAAGCUGUUUAAUGCUGUGUGUGUUUUCAGUCUUUGCCCCCGGCAGUCCUUUUGACUUGGGUAUUUUCUCUCUUCUCACAAGUAAGAACUCUUCCUUAAACCACGAGACACUGCAAAAGAACCAGCUGCAUAUUUACCCAUUCCAAAGAAACAUCAACCAACCCAUACUGCCAGAUCGUUCUUCAAUUCAUUGGACUAAUAACACAGUGCUGUUGGACAGCGUGCAUGGGAGCGAUCACCCAGAAUCCUAUAUUUCAAUCAUUCUCUUGUUCUCAGGAGUGAUAUUAGCCAGAAUUGGUCUUUGGUCAUUUGACUUGACUGUGACCCAGCUUCUUCAGGAGAACAUUCCAGAAUCAGAGCGUGGGAUAGUCAAUGGUGUGCAGAGCUCUAUGAACUACUUGAUGGACCUUGUACAUUUCAUUAUGGUUAUUCUAGCUCCUCAACCACAACAAUUUGGGUUGCUGGUGAUAAUUUCCUUACUGUUUGUGAUAACGGGGCAUGUCAUGUAUUUUAUUUAUGCUAAAAAAUAUAAAAUUAAAGAAACUGUGAUACAAACAAACUCAGAGAGGAAGCCACAGAAUCCCUCUGUCUGAAAGUCUCAUAAUCCUUUUUUUUCAAAAUCCAUUUUUCAAGAGCUCCACAUUCAUGGAGUAUAGGUUACUUGCAUAAAAAUGUUGACUAAACUCAACACACUAGCCAAAAUGUUUAUCUGUUUCUAUUCCCACCCCAAACACACUGCUAUAUCAUGAGAAAUAAAGAACAAAAUACUAACUGGAAGACUUAUUUCAAAACACUUAAAGAUUGUGUUUUUUAAAGGACAGUCUCAUUUCUGUAUCUGCUUAGUUUUUACAAUCAACUCUUUGCAAGGACACACAAAGCUUAUUCUCAGGGUUCCAGAUGAAAAUGACAAGGCAACUAUUUUUCCCUUUGUUAUCCAUAUGUAGAGAAUAUUAAAACAGAAUUCACAAUUUGCACAUCACAACCCGCCCUUCCUAAGCAAAUGAUACCGUAGUUAUUUUUUUAACCAUCUUUUCCAUCACACAAGAUGGAGCAACAGGAAUGUGUCUUCCUAGAUAGUUCAUAGAAACCAAUAACUUAUUUACAGCCAGCACAUUGUGUUCAACUUAUCACUAAGAAAUUCUGUAUUUUUUAUUUUGGACUGGCCAAAUACUGACCCCUGUAUUGCAUAUAAAUAU
Molecule: messenger RNA, 2790 nt
Organism: Mauremys reevesii (Reeves's turtle)
Lineage: Eukaryota; Metazoa; Chordata; Testudines; Geoemydidae
Product: solute carrier family 40 member 1-like
Exons: 11
Coding region: 313-2187 (624 amino acids)
Biological process (GO): iron ion transmembrane transport
Cellular component (GO): membrane
Molecular function (GO): iron ion transmembrane transporter activity
Source: RefSeq, a predicted model, not a curated record